AUGACGGAGCAUGAGAUUAACCCGGAUUCUACAGACGACGAAAUAGACGAACUAGAAAGAGAGGUCAAAAGAAGGCUGAACGCGGUCGGCGGACUGCUCAAGCUACGCGGCGUGGUUUCAAAGGAGGCAUACAAGGGGCGCUUCGAGGAAGCCAAGGAGGCGUUCGACCAAAUCUCGCAGCACGUUGCACGCGUCCAGGAAAAAAUAGAUCGGGAACUGGCGUUGCUCCACCAGGCCAAGGGAGUGGCAGAGGCAAACAGACUUCAGCAGCUGGUGGUUGAAGAAGUGCACCGCCAGCUGCAAACCUCGGAUACUCUGAGAGCGAUAAGCGAGCUCAGACGUUCGGCGGAAGAAUCCAAAGCUAGAAUUCUGCCGAGGCCGGAAGACGCGGCCGACAACGCUUCGACCAAGAACGAAAACAGGGAAGCAGAAGGCAGGAGCACCGCCGCAAAGCCGACAACUGAACGCUCCGAACGUCCCACGCAUAAUAAUAGACCGGGUAGCAGCAGCAGAAGCUACUCGAGGAACCGCGACACAUUCAACCGCUACAUCUUAUAG
Messenger RNA from Babesia ovata, 558 nucleotides. Its product is annotated as Cep57 centrosome microtubule-binding domain-containing protein, putative. The record is from RefSeq and is a predicted model, not a curated record. The transcript has a single exon. NCBI's taxonomy places the organism in Eukaryota, Apicomplexa, Aconoidasida, Piroplasmida, Babesiidae. Bases 1 to 558 code for a protein of 185 amino acids.